This is a messenger RNA of Orycteropus afer afer, 1491 nucleotides long. NCBI's taxonomy places the organism in Eukaryota, Metazoa, Chordata, Mammalia, Tubulidentata, Orycteropodidae. The record is from RefSeq and is a predicted model, not a curated record.
AUGCUGCUUGCUGCCACAGCCUCCUUCCUGGGGCCCCUCCUCACUGCCUGGGCCCUGCUGCCCCUUGCCCAGGGCCAGACCCCCAACUACACCAGACCUGUGUUCCUGUGCGGAGGGGAAGUGACUGGGGAGUCAGGCUACGUGGCAAGUGAGGGUUUCCCCAACCUCUACCCCCCCAAUAAGGAGUGCAUCUGGACAAUAACGGUCCCCAAGGAGCAGACGGUGUCCCUCUCCUUCCGAGUCUUUGACCUGGAGCUGCACCCCGCCUGCCGCUACGAUGCUCUGGAAGUUUUUGCUGGGGUUGGGACCUCGGGCAAGCGGCUCGGGCGCUUCUGCGGGACCUUCCGGCCGGCGCCCGUCGUGGCCCCCGGCAACCAGGUGACCCUGCGGAUGACUGCCGACGAGGGCACGGGAGGACGUGGCUUCCUGCUCUGGUACAGCGGGCGGGCGACCUCGGGCACUGGGCCCCCCCCAGGCGCGAGGCGGAAAUGGGUCACCGACCCGCGGGUGGAAUGGGCGGCCUGGGGUUACUGGGACGAGCACCAAUUUUGCGGGGGGCGGCUAGAGAAGGCCCAGGGAACGCUGACCACGCCCAACUGGCCCGAAUCCGAUUACCCCCCGGGUAUCAGCUGUUCCUGGCACAUCAUCGCGCCCCCGGAGCAGGUGAUCUCGCUGACUUUCGGGAAGUUUGACCUGGAGCCCGACACCUACUGCCGCUACGACUCGGUCAGCGUGUUCAACGGAGCCGUGAGUGAUGACGCGAAGAGGCUGGGGAAGUUCUGCGGCGACAAGGUCCCCAGCCCCAUCUCCUCCGAAGGGAACGAGCUCCUAGUCCAGUUUGUCUCCGACCUCAGCGUCACAGCAGACGGCUUCUCGGCCUCCUACAGGGCCCUGCCUCGGGGCGCCACCGAAGCAGGGCCGGCCCAGAGCCCGGGAGAGGACGCGCGACCUGCCCCUCCACCCAGCUCCAAGCCAGGCGAGGGGUCCAAAGUCAAGCUCCCCACUAAGCCCCGACUCCCACCUGCGGAGAAACCCAAGGCCUCCUCUGAGGCAGAGGAGACCCUGGUGGCCCCCGAUCCAUCCAGCACCUCCUGCUCAAAGCAGUGCCGGCGGACAGGCACCUUGCAGAGCAACUUCUGUGCCAGCAACUUGGUGGUGACAGCAACAGUGAAGUCCAUGGUGCGGGGCCCAGGCGAGGGCCUCACUGUCACCGUCAGUCUCAUUGGUGCUUAUAAAACUGGAGACCUGGACCUGCCUUCUCCACCCACUGAUGCCCCCCUGAAGUUUUACGUGCCCUGCAAGCAGUGCCCCCCCAUGAAGAAAGGGGUCAGUUACCUGUUGAUGGGGCAAGUGGAAGAGAACAGAGGUCCGGUUCUUGCGCCAGAGAGCUUCGUAGUCCUCUACCGACCCAACCAGGACCAGAUCCUCACCAACCUCAGCAAGAGGAGGUGCCCCUCCCAGCCUGUGCAGGCUGCUGGGUCUCAGGCCUGA